This is a messenger RNA of Python bivittatus (Burmese python), 591 nucleotides long. The record is from RefSeq and is a predicted model, not a curated record. Lineage: Eukaryota; Metazoa; Chordata; Lepidosauria; Squamata; Pythonidae.
AUUGCAUUGAGAAGGCAACAAGCCCAAGAGGAAGAGCUGGGGAUCAGCCACCCCAUCCCUUUGCCCAGGGCCCCAGAAAUGUACGUUAAGAAAGAGAACAAUGCCAACAGUUCCUGCCUGUUGUUGGAAAGCACUGGCCCACCACAGUCCACAACCACAGCGACUGGAUCAUCAUCUGAGGGACGGAUGCUAAUUCAAGACAUUCCUUCCCUGGCCAGCAGAGGGCAUCGAAAGAGCACAUCUGACUUAGUUGUGGACUCCACCUGCUGCAGCAGUUCAUACCAGCCAUCCCUGUAUCCUUAUUACAGCAACCUGUACAGCUAUUCUCAGUAUCAAAUGGCUGUGACCACCUCACCUAUUAAGAGCAGCCUCCGGAGCUUCCCAGCAACUUAUAUGUUGGGAAACCAAUGGCAGGUGAAAAGCCCAGAAAGUCGACAGCCUGAGUUCCUGUAUUUUCAAGAUUAUGGCUUGGUUUCACUUCCCAGCAGUUUUCCCAUCAGCAAUGAAAGUACCAAGGCUGUGCUGGAGUGUGAGUCGGCCUCUGACUCCAGCACCUUUCCAGUUCAUUUUGUUAUGGAAGAUGGCGAAUAA